GCGGCGCAGCGGCUCGGCGCAGGCUGCCCGGGGCCUGCCGGAUCCACCGGCGCGGCCCUCGCGCGCUUCCUCCGCUUUCACCCGUCUGUGCGCUCGGACCCGCGCUGCCAGAGAAAACUCACCUGCCGCCAAGAUGGGCGAGUUUAUCCCCCCGGCGCCUCUAAUGCCUCGCCCUAAGAGAGGAAGGACUCUCUACUCAGUGGCUGGUUUGCUGCCAGUAGGGAUGGGGAAGUGCAUUAAUUGUUUCCACUUGGCCUCUGUUUAACAUCACUUGUCUGGCCGGCGCUGACCAGACCUCGCUGAUUUAUUUUUUUCAUCCUGCCCGUGUGAGCUGGAGCGUUUCUGUGCUCCAGCUGUGACCUGCAACUCAAAGUGUAGCUGGAGAAGCAAAUCAAAAUAAGUUUGAGGCACGUCAUAUUAUUCUGAACAGGACAGAACGCGGCCUGGCUCAGCGUCCACUGAAACGCAUUAGUCUUUACACUUCUGCUUUCGAGGCAUCAGAAGUGACUGAAAGCUGCGCUUGGCCGACUUCAGCUUGUUUUAUACUCGCUGUUGACAUUGUUAUGAUCUGUCAUCUGUCACAAAUUGCAAACAUGCUCCUCGCAAACAACACGCCGAGCAGCUCAACAAGCGUCCUGCUUUGUGUAUCAAAGAUCUGACCAGAUGGCAGACAGCCAUCGCCAGGGGCACUUUGAAUCCCGUCAUUGUAUCUUAAAGCUGUUGCCCAGUGAUCUAUAGCUGCUGCUCGGCCACAGCAAGUGUGUUAGAGAUUUUAAUGCCUUAUUCACCGAGUCAAUCAUGGUCAGUCAUGAGAACAUGACUCCUGGAGUGUGAGCGCUCUGGUACUAUGUGUCAGAGAGAGAGGGAGCGGGAGACGGGGCAGACGGGCGAGCGAGAGCGAGGGAGAUAGGAGUCGAUGGAUGGACGGAUGAGCUCAGUGAGAAGCAUAAGGAGGGCUUGUUCUCGUCACAAAAGAGCUGGCCGUAGGCUGGAGGAAAUGCCAGUUACAAACACGACUGAUGUCGACAGAUGCCUAUGAAUCAACAGGCUAAGAAUCCCUCCUGACCACAAGCUCUGUAGCCUCAUCCACACAGGAUGGAGGCGCCCUUUCUCUUGCGUCCCUUCGCUUGAUGGCGUCCCCUCUGCAGCUGACAUACUCAUUCCUAUGGCAGGUCGUACGACAGAGGAACGUGAAGCAGUACGGGAAAGUGGAGGAGUUUGUCACCAUGGUGACGCAGACGGUUCCCGAGCUCAUGAGUUUCAAGCAAACUGCUCAGCUCCUCUUGGGGCUGAGAGCAAGGAUCAUUUUGGAUUUACUCCAAAAAAAAGGCCCACCUGAUUCCCGGGCUAUUCAAACUCUCAUAAACAAGUUGAAGGUUUCUUCAUCUUCAGUGAAGGACACAGAAGUAGAGAAGUCUCAAACGAACUUUAUGGUGUUAGUCCAGAAUCUGCUUAAGAACCCUGCUGAGCGAAAGCAAUUCUUCCAGGAAGUGUUCCCUGUUCAGUAUGGUGUAAAGUUUGACACAGCACUGCAGGCUCUGACUGCAGGCCUGGUAUGCAAGCUAGAGCAGCUUCUUCCCGUCCCCAAUCUUUCCCAGCUUGGAGCCAUGAUCUCAGUGGAGCCUACUGUAUUUGAGGCCUGUGGAAACCUCAUUCCCGAUCAUAAAGACCUGAAAUCUCUGCUUCUACACCAGCAGGCAAAAGGACUCCUGGGUGUUAAAGCGACUGUCUCAUCUUCUGUGGGCGACUGUGUGCUUUCUUCACUCGCCUUUCGGCCAAAACCAGCAGAACCACCACCGCCGCCGCCGCCACCACCAGAAUCCCCAAAACCAUUCGAAUUAACACUCAGUGAAACAAGCCCAGCCUCCUUUAGUGAUGCUGAAGAUUUGGGAGUGAUGUCUGAUGACCCAGACAGCCCACAGACCCCUGCUGCUAGAUCGCAGCGCAAAGGAAGAUACAGCGAUAAAAAAGCUGAUGGCAGUGCAAAGGAAAAGAGUGUCCCAGCAGCACCUCACAAGGAGAACAUAGUUCAGGAGAAAAGCUCAACACAUGAGGAGUCUGCUGCAUCUGUAGAAAACAGAGAAGAUGACGAUGCGUCGGCAGCGACAAAGAAAGCAGAUCUCCAGCAGGUGUCUUUAAAGUCAAUCCCAUUCAGGGUGGUUCAAGUGCCGAUCAAACCAGGUCCCACUGUGCAGAAUACCAGUAGUCCAGGAACAAAAGAUGGCCAAAAGCCCAAUACUCAGCGAGUCACAUUGCAUCAGUGGGUGUCACACAUUGCCACUAAUUCACUCUCACUCCCGGCCCUGCCACCACUUCCUCCAAUGCGUCUGACCGCGUUCGAUGACCUGAAGCCAAGCAUAAGGCGAAAAAAGCAAAUCAGGCCUCCGGCAGAUCGAUUCACUUGUGCCGUGUGUGACAAAAGCUUCCCUUAUCAGUCCAAGCUGCUGGACCAUGAGCGCAUUCACACUGGGGAGAAGCCUUUCAGCUGCUCGGCAUGCAACAAAUGCUUCAGAACACAGGCCUUCCUCAACAAUCACCUGAAGACACACAGCACGGCACGCCCAUAUGCUUGCGGUCAGUGUGGAAAGUGUUUCACCAAACUGCAGAGCCUGACCAAGCACAUGCUCGCCCACACCGGUCAAAAGCCCUAUUACUGCACCAUCUGCAACAAGGGCUUCACGCAGUCCACCUACUUCAGGAGGCACAUGGAGUGCCACACGAGCCAGAUGACGUUCCCCUGCAAGCACUGCAACAAGAGCUUCCCGACAGCGUUCAAGCUGUCAAACCAUGAGCGAUGGCACACUAGAGAUCGCCCCCACAUGUGUGAGCGCUGCGGGAAGAGGUUCCUCGUCCCCAGCUUGUUGAAGAGGCACAUGGGCUACCACAUCGGUGACCGCCAGUAUCUCUGCUCCCAGUGUGGAAAAACCUUUGUCUAUUUGUCUGAUUUGAAGAGACACCAGCAAGACCACAUGCCCAAAACAAAGAUCCCAUGCCCGGUCUGCCAAAAGAAGUUCUCCAGUAAGUACUGCCUGAGAGUGCAUCUGAGGAUCCACACCAGGGAGAGACCUUACCGUUGCUCCUUAUGCGACAAGACAUUCACUCAGGUAGGCAAUCUGAAGGUCCAUAUCCGGCUGCACACCAACGAGCGACCCUUCAGCUGCGACGUGUGCGGGAAGACCUACAAGCUGGCAUCUCAUCUGAAUGUCCACAAACGGACGCACACAUGCAAGAAGCCCUGGACGUGCGACACCUGUGGGAAAGGGUUCUCCGUGCCCGGCCUCCUGAAGAAGCACGAGCAGCUGCAUACGAGGGAAGAUAACCCUGACUUCUCUGGUAAACGGAGACACAGGGGUAAGCACAAGAAGCACUCCCUCAAGAGGAAGUAUGAUGAGGAGGAUGAGGGCAGUGAUGAUUAUUAGUCUGAGGAAAAUGUCAUAGUAAAUAGUUUAGAUCAUGGUUAUAUCACCAAUGUAGUUAAAGAAGGUCCAGAAAGCUACCCAGUAAGAACCUUGUCAGAGUAUCACAUUUUAUUGUAGUAGCGAUGAGAGUUUGAAAACAGUCAUUUGAAUGUUGUCUGGAUCAUUUUUGCCAGGUCAGUGCAUAGAAGAACUUGUAUUAUAUUUUGUUGAUCAUUUUGAUUUGAUCAUUUGAUCAUUCUUGGUUCCACUUGUUGUCCAGAUAAUUAGGCAUUUUUACCAAUAAAGACCAUUGUUUAAUCAUAUAUUAGUGCAGUUUUUCACUGUCUAAUUACACAAACUGUGUUGAGAUUAGGCUGUUACUUGAAGAAUUAAGUACUAAAGUACUAAAACUUUCUAUUAUUUCAGUCAUUAAUCAUUUCAGAACAAACAUGAGAUUUUAAAUAAACAAUAAAUCAUGUCAAGCUUGUAAAUUGAUGUCUACUGUGUAUCAAAAACCUUGUGUUUAGCAUAUCCUUGUGAAAACUUGUCCUAAAUCAUUUUAACCUUUCAACUGUAAAUAACUACACUGUUUUAAAGUUUUCAUUUUAGCAUGUUUUUAUUAAAUUUGUUUAAGGAUUCAGCCUUUUUUCUAACAGUAGUUGCAGCAUUGUUGCUGUAAUAUUGUUGAAUUAAUGCAAGAAACUGUUAACUGUAAGUUAGGUUUGUCACAGUAAUCAUUUAACAUUAUGUGCUGAGAUUAUUCUGAGUGUUACCUGACGGUUACUUGUCAUGUGAUGGGCAAACAUGUACAUAAACCAUUAAGUGAUGUACUAUUCUAUGUUUUCUCUUUGUUUUUAAUAUUUUGCAGAAAAAUAAACACACAAAAACCUGCUCUCUGA
Molecule: messenger RNA, 4297 nt
Organism: Betta splendens (Siamese fighting fish)
Lineage: Eukaryota; Metazoa; Chordata; Actinopteri; Anabantiformes; Osphronemidae
Product: zinc finger protein 54
Exons: 7
Coding region: 1131-3419 (762 amino acids)
Source: RefSeq, a predicted model, not a curated record